GUCUGGGGGUCUGCAGUCCAGGUGUCUGGGGACUGCUGGAGGGGGAUCUUGCUGCUGGGUUUGUCUCUGUGCUCAGUUUAUUAUUUAUUGUGGGUGUGAUUCACCGUUGGACACUCCAUGAUGGGCGAGAGGCUGCUGCCCAUGUUCCUGCCAUUGGAUAAAGAACCAGUGCUGCUGCGGUUGAGGUUCACAGCCUUGGCUGUCGGCACGGUGAUGUGCCCGCUCUUUGGCUUCCUCUUCUGCAUUAUAUGGUCAAUGCUGUUUAACUUUGAGGAGACGACAGCGACACACUGCCAGGUCCCCAACUACCUCCCGUCGAUCAGUGCUGCUAUUGGAGGGGAGACACCUCAGCGCUAUGUCUGGCGUUUCUGCAUCGGUCUGCACUCAGCACCCCGGCUGCUGGUCGGGAUGGCAUACUGGAGCCACUACCGCCGUGCCCCCUCGCCUGGCCGCUGGUAUGGCCCCCUCUGCUUCAUCAACUUCUCCUGCAACAUGCUGGAGAACCUAGCGUUGCUGCUCCUGACGUUUGUCUCUUCAACAGAGAAUCACUGGGUCCAUGAGAAAGCUUUUAUCUCCUUCAUGGUAUCAUCAAUGCUUCACAUGAUCCUCACCUGCAUCAUCUGGCAGCAGACCAAGAAAAGCACAGUAAGUCCAGAGGAGAGGACCUCUCUGAGCUGGAAGCGGAGGCUGUUCAUCUUCAAUCUGAGCUCGUUUGUGAUUGCUGUCUGUUUCUACUUCCGACACAAUGCUUACUGUGAGACUGGAGUUUACACAGUCUUUUCGUUCCUGGAGUAUUUGGUGGUUUUGUCCAACAUGAGCUUUCACAUGACAGCUUACUGGGACUUUGGAAACAAGGAACUGCUGAUUGGAAGCCUCCCCGAGGACAAGCGAUUCUGAGAGAGGUUCCUGAAGCCCUGUGUCCACAGGGAAGCGGACAAUCAGACCCCUGUCUGAGGCACAAAGCAGGGGCUGUCUCAGCGGGCCAGAGGUCACCUAUUAAAUGGGGAGGAGCGAGCGUGGGGGAGGGGACAUUGGCAGUGACGGUCACUGUGACAGUGCCUCUGCUGUCAGUGCCAGAGGAUAAAGGAGUGUUUGAGAGAGAGUGAGUGAGAGAAUGACUGUGUGAAAGCAGCCUUUAUACUGCAAACUGUGACACUGUCAAUGUUUCCUGCACAUUUUGAACACUAAUGAUGUGACAUUUGGUGGGUUGCUGUGUUUUCCUCAUAUCCACUGGGAGUUUGAGAAUCUGAUCUUUAAAUUGAAAGAAAUGAUUUUCUUGAUUUCAUUUUCUCUCUCCACCCCCCCCC
This is a messenger RNA of Carcharodon carcharias (great white shark), 1307 nucleotides long. It is a transcript of the gene pgap2, whose product is annotated as post-GPI attachment to proteins 2. NCBI's taxonomy places the organism in Eukaryota, Metazoa, Chordata, Chondrichthyes, Lamniformes, Lamnidae. The record is from RefSeq and is a predicted model, not a curated record. Gene Ontology annotation, cellular component: Golgi membrane; endoplasmic reticulum membrane. Gene Ontology annotation, biological process: GPI anchor biosynthetic process. The transcript is spliced from 6 exons. The coding region runs from base 118 to 897 and encodes 259 amino acids.